AGGAGGAGCGCGGCGGGUCCGGGAUGCACCGGCGGGGGGUGGGCGCGGGCGCCAUCGCCAAGAAGAAGCUGGCGGAGGCCAAGUACAAGGAGCGAGGGACGGUCCUGGCUGAAGAUCAGUUGGCCCAGAUGUCCAAGCAGCUGGACAUGUUUAAGACCAACUUAGAAGAGUUUGCCAGCAAACACAAGCAAGAGAUCCGUAAAAACCCUGAGUUCCGGGUCCAGUUCCAGGACAUGUGUGCCACGAUUGGUGUGGAUCCUCUGGCAUCUGGGAAAGGAUUCUGGUCAGAGAUGUUGGGAGUUGGAGAUUUUUACUAUGAACUGGGUGUGCAGAUCAUUGAAGUUUGCCUGGCUCUGAAACACAGGAAUGGAGGUCUGAUAACACUGGAAGAACUUCAUCAGCAAGUGCUGAAGGGAAGAGGGAAGUUUGCUCAGGAUGUCAGCCAGGAUGAUCUCCUCCGUGCAAUCAAGAAACUGAAGGUCUUGGGGAAUGGCUUUGGGAUCAUCCCUGUUGGUGGAACAUACCUGAUCCAGUCGGUACCAGCUGAACUCAACAUGGAUCACACUGUUGUCUUGCAGCUGGCAGAGAAAAAGGGCUAUGUAACAGUCAGUGAGAUCAAGUCCAGCCUGAAGUGGGAGACAGAACGUGCAAAGCAAGUGCUGGAACACUUGCUGAAGGAAGGAAUGGCCUGGCUGGACACACAGGCAGUGGGAGAACCUCAGUACUGGCUGCCUGCUCUCUUCACAGAGCUCUACUCUCAGGAAAUCACUCCAGAGGAAGCCAAGGAGGCAAUACCUUGACUGCUUCAUGUUCUGUGCCUGUACAGAAGCCUUCCUGUGAGGUUAUUUGCAUAUCCCCUGAAAUAAAAGUUUUAUAAGAAGUGUCCAGCUUGGAAA
Messenger RNA from Calypte anna (Anna's hummingbird), 896 nucleotides. It is a transcript of the gene SNF8, whose product is annotated as SNF8 subunit of ESCRT-II. The coding region runs from base 24 to 800 and encodes 258 amino acids. Gene Ontology annotation, cellular component: ESCRT II complex. The transcript is spliced from 8 exons. Gene Ontology annotation, biological process: protein transport to vacuole involved in ubiquitin-dependent protein catabolic process via the multivesicular body sorting pathway. The record is from RefSeq and is a predicted model, not a curated record. Lineage: Eukaryota; Metazoa; Chordata; Aves; Apodiformes; Trochilidae.